Anopheles nili is the source of this 1017-nucleotide messenger RNA. RefSeq lists its product as uncharacterized. Lineage: Eukaryota; Metazoa; Arthropoda; Insecta; Diptera; Culicidae. The transcript has 3 exons. The record is from RefSeq and is a predicted model, not a curated record. Gene Ontology annotation, biological process: intracellular signal transduction. Bases 1 to 1017 code for a protein of 338 amino acids.
AUGGAGUACGUGUUCGACAUCUUCUUCGAGGAGUGCUUUAACAAGAUGGAGCGCAGCGGGCUGAUGUCGCGAGCCGGUCGGCGGGACAUCAUCAGUCACCUGAAUUCUGUUAUAUCCGGGUGCAUUCAAGGCCGGCAGACGGCUUCCACGCAGCUGGCUGUCGGACUGGCUGUUACUUCCGCGAUCGAGUACCACAACCGCAUGAAAGGCGAUAACUUUUCGGUAUGCCUGAUGGGCAAAUACCACAAUGUGCUGUACAUCGCCCUGCGUAUCGCGUGGGACUGGGGCCUGGAAGAUUCGGAAAUUGUACGCAAUCUGCUGGAGGAGAUCUUCAGAUGCGAGCGAACCUUUGAGCGGCUCUUUUUGGGUGCGUUAUUUGGCUGUAAUGCUCCCUACUUUAUAGCUGGCUGGAAGAGUGACUUCAAUGACCAAGAUGAGAAUCUGCGUGCGGUCGUGUUCUUUUUGCACCAUUCAGCAAAGGCUCGAGCCACUUUUCCGGCGUAUUCUUAUGCGUAUCAAAAGCAACGUGAUACCAAGUUUAUCGACGUGCCAAUUGAUUCGUGCGGAAAGGCAUCACCCUUGCGUGUGGCGCUUCAGGCAUCCGCGCCUGAUAUCGUGCUGAUACUGCUACGCCACGGUGCCAAUCCCUGCCCGGAUGAUGGAGGCGCAAGUCCGAUCUUGAGUCUUCUCGAUAAACUGGCGGAGAACGAGAACCGGUGCUACCCACUGCAAUUGGUGUCCUGUUUGAAGCUGUUACUGCGAACGUCUGUGAUGGUUGAGCUGCCGUAUAUACCGCAUCUAUAUGUGGUCCGGAAGGAGAUGUUCCAAUGCAAGUAUGGCCAGGUGCUUGAGGACGGAUUGAUACCUUUCGACCAGGUGUUUGGCAUACCAACGCUGAAGCACAUCUGUCGUUGUACGAUACGUACCGUGAUGCGGGAAAACUUUCAGCUGCCCGGCGGCGUUGUAAAACUACCUCUUCCACGCAAGCUACAGAAAUAUAUAGAUCUGCUAGACUGA